CAAGAUUUCAUUAUAAACUACUUACAAAGCAGAGGUGUCAGGAUGAGGAGGUCUGAUGUUUUUCAAAUUUUUCUACUUUGUCUGUCUUUGACUCACAGUGAGGCUGAAAUGGUGAUAGAGAAUGCUAUUGCUCUAGACCAAGACUCCCACUUAGAGAUUCAAGAUGUUAAAACAAACCACGUUGAGAGCAGCAGAGAGAUCAGCAUCUCUGUGGACAUCUGGGCUGAGCUGAAGGAGCUCAGAGACAUGACCAUUCAACUAAAGGCAGACCUGGUACAUUACCUGAGCAAGAUAGAGAAGGUGGAGCAGGAAAAAUCAGCCCUUGAGGUCAGAAUAAGCUCAACUGAGAUGGAGAUAAAGGAAAUCAAGAUGCAAAAUGCAGAUCGACCAAAGGUGGCGUUCUCACUCGGCCUUACAAACGCAGGACGCCUCGGUCCUUAUAGCACUGAUGUCACUCUGAAGUUCAGUAAAGUUUUCAGUAACUUUGGUCAAGGCUACAACCCAAACACAGGUAUCUUCACAUCCCCAGUAAGAGGAGUAUACUAUUUCAGAUUUACUUUCUUUGAGGUCGACAAUGCUAACUGGAUGGGGGUUCGACUGUAUCAUAACAGCAAGUUGAUUAUGAUUAAUUAUGACCGAAGCAGCAGCUACUAUGAAAACAUGUCUAAUGGAGUGAUACUUCAGCUGAACAUAGAUGAUGUGGUUUACAUGGUUCUGGUGUCACCCUACACUGUAUUUGAUGACCAUAGAAAUUACAGCACCUUCACUGGAUUUCUGCUUUUCCCCUUGUAAGAAUACUCAGAAGAUACAACAUGCUACAUUUAAUUUAAAACAUUUACUUUGGGAGCACCAGUAUUCAUGGGACAUUAACUUUAAUGUGACUAUGAAAAUCUAUAGAUCUCAAGUGCUGCUAAUGCUGAAAAUUCUCAGUCUUUCCACAUAAUGUGAAAAUAUUUUUCUUUCUGUAUUAUAUGCAGGGUAGCCUUCAUGCAUCAACCAUAACUUGCAAAUCUUCUUAAACAGAUUCUAAAUGGCUUAAAUUUUUUCCCCCCAACAUUUUAUGGUUAAAGUAACACAAUGAAGACUGACAACAAGCUGAAGACUUAGAGAGCCCUCAGUUUGUUGUCAGGUUCUUUUUGUUGGCUCCAUUUUCAAUGUUUAUACUAUGUUCUUCUGUAAACAAAUAAUUUUAUUAAAUC
Cyprinodon tularosa is the source of this 1199-nucleotide messenger RNA. Its product is annotated as complement C1q-like protein 2. Gene Ontology annotation, molecular function: protein binding. The record is from RefSeq and is a predicted model, not a curated record. Lineage: Eukaryota; Metazoa; Chordata; Actinopteri; Cyprinodontiformes; Cyprinodontidae. The transcript has 4 exons. The coding region runs from base 43 to 792 and encodes 249 amino acids.